UGGUGUGUUUUGUAGAGGAAGUUUUGUUUUGCGAGUUUUCCGUCCCUUUCGACUGACUGGGUACUUAGUUAAUGCACUUAAAAGACCCCGAAAUGAUAUAAGUGUGAAUCGCAUUACCGUUAACCGUUAAAGUGUUCAAGGUGAGGACAAAAACCGGUGUUGUUUGAAACGGCGGAUCUCCACUCUUCAGAGUAACCCGAGAGCACCUUCCUGCUAAGCUAACGUUACCUAGCUAGUUAGCGCGGAUAGCUUUUGGGUCUGGUUUGCGUCCUGUUUAAGGGGCUCUCCGAGCUAACGAAGCCAUGGGGAACCGGGGCAUGGAAGACCUGAUUCCCCUGAUCAACAAGCUUCAAGACGCAUUCAGCACCAUUGGUCAGAGUUGUAAUUUAGACCUUCCUCAGAUUGCGGUGGUCGGUGGACAGAGCGCUGGGAAAAGCUCAGUCUUGGAGAAUUUUGUCGGCAGGGACUUUCUUCCACGUGGAAAUGGCAUUGUUACCCGAAGACCUCUCAUUUUGCAGCUGGUCAAUAAUACCGCAGAAUAUGCUGAAUUCCUGCACUGCAAAGCGAAGAAGUUUGUGGAUUUUGAUGAAGUGCGGUCGGAAAUUGAAGCAGAGACCGAGAGGAUAACAGGCGCCAACAAAGGCAUCUCUCCCAUCCCAAUUAACCUGAGGGUCUACUCCCCCAACGUGCUGAACCUGACCCUGAUCGACCUCCCGGGAAUGACUAAGGUUGCCGUUGGAGACCAGCCCGUAGACAUCGAGCACCAGAUCAGAGACAUGCUCCUGCAGUUCAUCACCAAGGAGAGCUGUCUGAUCCUGGCCGUCACUCCUGCCAACACCGACCUGGCCAACUCGGACGCUCUGAAGAUCGCCAAGGAGGUCGACCCACAGGGUCUGCGUACUAUUGGUGUUAUAACAAAGCUGGACCUGAUGGAUGAAGGGACGGAUGCUAAGGAAAUCCUAGAAAACAAACUCCUACCACUGCGUAGAGGGUACAUUGGUGUGGUGAACCGCAGUCAGAAAGACAUUGAUGGGAAGAAGGACAUUCGUGCCGCUCAGGCAGCAGAGAGAAAGUUCUUCCUGUCUCACCCCGGCUACAGACACAUAGCAGAGCGUAUGGGCACACCACAUCUACAGAAGGCACUCAACCAGCAAUUGACCAAUCACAUCAGGGACACUCUGCCUGGACUGCGCAGUAAAUUGCAGAGUCAGCUCCUUUCCCUGGAGAAGGAAGUGGAGGAAUACAAGAACUUCCGUCCAGACGACCCAACACGCAAGACCAAGGCCUUGUUGCAGGGGGUCCCUGGUUACCUUAACAGCACACUUCAUGACGAGCGCGGUCAGCUCGGACACCACAAGGUCCACACAUUUGAGGCUGGGCUCUUUGAGUUUGAGGAUCUGCUUUUUGACUAUCGCCUCGAAAGCCAGGUCAGGGGUGAAGAGCCCCGUUCUGAAAGGAAGCUGUUGGCUAAGUUCUGGGUCAGCGUACCCUCUCCCACACCCCCAUGUCGCCCCCUGCCCCGUGUCUCGGCUGGGUCGGGAUAUGCCAGACACCUGCAGUACCUUGUUGGUGCACUGCCUGACUGUGUUGAUGAGCUCCUGAAUGACCAGAUCGAUACAUUUGAGACAGGGCGUUUUCAGCUUAACGAUCUGCUUUUUCACGAUGACCUCAAACGCCAGGUGAUCAGGAAAGGCUGGUUAACCAUCAACAUCAGCAUCAUGAAGGGAGGCUCCAAGGAGUACUGGUUUAUCCUGACUGCAGAGUCCCUGUCCUGGUACAAAGACGAGGAGGAGAAAGAAAAGAAGUACAUGCUGCCCCUCGAUAACCUGAAGCUCCGAGAUGUGGAGAAAGGCUUUAUGUCCACGAAGCACGUCUUUGCAAUCUUCAACACCGAACAGAGAAACGUCUACAAGGAUCUUCGCCAAGUUGAACUGGCAUGUGAUUCUCAAGAGGAUGUGGACAGCUGGAAAGCCUCUUUCCUCAGGGCUGGAGUUUAUCCGGAGAAGGACCAGACGGACAAUGAUGACGCUGCCCCUGCAGACACAUUCUCUAUGGACCCUCAGUUGGAGCGACAGGUGGAAACCAUCCGUAACCUGGUGGAUUCGUACAUCGGCAUCAUCAAUAAAUCCACCAGAGACCUUGUGCCCAAAACCAUCAUGCAUCUUAUGAUCAACAGCAUAAGGACCCAAGAUCCGCUUUUCUCUAACAGGACUUCAAAAGAGGGGUUUGAGCAGUAUGAUGAUGGCUACAAUAGCCCCACCCCUCAGCGCAGACCCCCCCCAGCAGCCGCCCCGGCCCCCAGCCGCCCGCACGCUGCACGUGGCCCCACCCAGGGACAACCCAUGAACCCUUCCCCUGCCUUCGGAGUGCCGCUCAACCCCUCUCCCGCCUUCGGAGCUCCACCCAUCCCCUCGCGCCCGGGCCCACCCAUCAACGCUUUCAACAGCCACCAGGACCCCUUCAGCGCACCCCCACAGAUCCCCUCCCGGCCCGCCCGCGUCCCACCUGGUGUACCUAGCCGAAGACCUCCCGGGGCUCCUUCUCACCGGCCCACCAUUAUCCGCCCUGCUGAGCCCUCCCUGCUAGACUAGAGCUGUGGCCAAGUGUGUGUUUGUGUGUGGGUGUGUGAAUUUGCACACUGAAGGGCGGGGGCUCGAGGGGAGGGGCUGACUCAUAGCGGUGCAUAAUGUGUGUCGUCAAGCCGUGCAAAUAUGUCUCUUCAAGCAAUGUAAAAAAGCUGCUAAUACCAUCUUUAUCAGUGCACAUGAAAGACAGAAAUCCCUUUACCACUUGAAUAUUACUUUUGACUGCUGUGGAAAUAGUGUUAAAUGAAACCCAGCUGACCUGUGGGAUGCAUUUAGCUUUAGUAGUUAGGAGAUGAUGUAUCAAAUUCAACUUCAGAGCUUAUUUUUACUACAAUAACUGGUUUAUUUCUUCUGACGAGGUUCCCAGCAGAAGCUCAUUAAGUAACUUAUUAACUGUUAAACGCUGGCUUUCUUCUCCCCUCCCUCAGCAUUUUAGAUUGGAAACGCCUAUCUCUAGAUCUCUGUGUAUUAUUCACAUUAACCUGUUGUUAAUGUUGGACUGGGUUUUCAUUCCCUAACUGAUUCCUACUGAAAACAAGUUUAUUUUCACUGUUGUUAUUUUGGUGGUGCAGAUUGCAUUUCCCCUUCGCCUCUUUUGUUAUUAUAUUUGAGUGACGUUUUUAUGACCAUCAGAAAAGUAGCUUUAAAAAAAUGAAAUCACAGAAAAGCAAAGCAUGAAAUGGGGCCGGGUUGUGUGAGAGUAGCUUCAGCCCCCCCCCCUCUGUGAUUUACUUCCACAAUGAAAAGAUGUCAGAUUGACCGUUAUAAUCCAAGCACUUCUAGCCAUGUAGCCUUACAACAAACCUCUCAUUACAGGAUGUUGUAGUCCGUUACCAGAACACUAUGCACGGAAACGCAGGAGAGAGACGUACAGGCUGAAGGCCGUCUGCACUUUGUGAGAUGCUUUUCUCUCCAGUAAUUCUACCUUUUUAAAGCCUUGAAUUAUAAUCCCUUUAAAUCUCAGUUGAACCCCCAAUGAGACCUUCAGCCUUCAGGGUAGACUUUGUUCAUUCCUGGAUUAACUGAUUUAUAUAGAGCAGAGCACACAGAACAGCUUCCUCUCAGAGAGGAUCAAACUCAGAGAAGCGGUGGGGUGUGUAGUACCAGGACGUGAUUUAGAGAAUAAAGAUGGUAUUAAGCAUUUAGGGGCUGGCACAUCUCUUUCCGGGCUUAGCUGUCAAGAACAUUUAUUAUUGCGAUCAGUUCUGCUUCCAUGCAUUAAAGCAUUGUAUAUAGCUGGCCUAUACUGGGGAGUUAGCACUUGUAUUUCAUUUAAUCGCAGAGCUGAUAACAAAAACAUGCUUGUAAUUCUUAUCAAAUCCCAAACUGUUAAAAUGCAACUGUAGUGCUUUAAAGGAAGCACUAAUAAAUUAGGCAUGGCUGUUGGUAAAAAGAGAUCUGUCAUCUCCUGAUGCAUUAUUUAUAACCUGGGCAUUGUCUUUUUAAUUUGAUGUUUUUAGUUGCAAUUGUAUCAGCUCUGCACAACUCGGCUCCCCAGCUUCUCCUGGUCUUUUAUUCAGGGUUCUGCUACAGGGAUUAGCUGUGUAAAUGCGUUGUAUGUGGGGUGGGGUGGGGGCACCUGGGGUUGGACACACAGCUGCGAUUAUUUGCGAAUGAAUUAUCUAUUAAUUGCAUUUUGAGUUUUUGAUCCUUUUAAAAACAAAUGUAGGUGGUCAAGCUGGGAGUGACGUUGGGCUACUAGGAUGUUUUCUGUUUUAGGUCUGAUCAGUAGUAGUGGUGGUGGUGGUGGGAGUUCUGGAGAAUGAGGGCACACUCUGUCGACAGAAGCUAUAGCUAUCCAACCUAACCUAACAUGACAUCAAAACUGUAAAUUGAAUCCUAAAUAUAGACCCUGAGACAGAGUGUGCUUUUUCUUCCUCCUGUAUUUCUUGACAGGUCUGGCUUUCAGUGACAGUGCCCAAAGGAUGAAAACAGGCUUGUAAAACAGACCAAAAUCUAUAAAUUGAAAACUCUUCACAUGACAUCUUCCAAAAAAAAAACACUUAGUUCAUGUGAUAAAACUUCCUAUUGGCCAAAGUCUGUUGAAGCCCCCUUUGUGCCUGUCACAUCAGCCUGCCCUUGGGAAGCCCAGACUGUAAUGCCCUGUAAUACAUCAGGGUGUAGUAAUACGGCCUUCCUUCCCAAUGGAUGUGCCCUGCCUCCCUUUUCCUCCCCCCUCCCCCUGUCUGUAUCUGGUGGAAGGGGAUGGAAACCAACCUGUACAAAUCUCCUGUUUCUUUUUGUUUUGCAAACCCUUGUCAAGUGCCUCUGUAGCAAUUAAUUGAUUUGAAUAAACAUGAACUGAUUUUAGGAUGCAGAGUCAAUAAAGAGGUGUUGUGUACAAUAAAGGGACUGGCUCUGG
Messenger RNA from Notothenia coriiceps (black rockcod), 4947 nucleotides. RefSeq names its product dynamin-2-like. The coding region runs from base 303 to 2591 and encodes 762 amino acids. NCBI's taxonomy places the organism in Eukaryota, Metazoa, Chordata, Actinopteri, Perciformes, Nototheniidae. The record is from RefSeq and is a predicted model, not a curated record. Gene Ontology annotation, molecular function: microtubule binding; GTPase activity; GTP binding. Gene Ontology annotation, cellular component: synapse; plasma membrane; cytoplasm. The transcript is spliced from 16 exons. Gene Ontology annotation, biological process: synaptic vesicle budding from presynaptic endocytic zone membrane; receptor internalization.